AUAACUGUACUUUUCACGAGAGUAAAAGCACAGAUAAAAGUUCCAUGGUAAAAGUUUGUGGAGUUUUUACGUUAAUAUUUUAAACUAACUGAACAACGAUUUAUUUAUAUUAAAUAUGGCUAAAAUAGAAAGGCAAAAAGAAAUCAUAUCCAUAACACAUUUCAUCAAUCCUCAUCUAUUUUGGUAUCACAAAAUUGAUGCUUGUAGCGAUGAUUAUCGCACUAUACAUCAAAUUGAAAAGGAGCUUGGCGAAUUCUACAACAACCGCCAAGGUUGUGCACAGGCAAUACGGCGUCCGGAAUUAAAUGCUCUGGUAGCUGUGAAAUUUCUCGCUUGGAAUAAAUUAAUACGUGCUCGCGUAGAUCAUAUAGCUAGUUUUGGAAAAAAUGUAAAAGAAGGUCAAUUCAUAAUGUGGGCUAUAGAUUAUGGGUUUCCUUUUCAAACAAAAGCAGAUCAAAUUUUUCGGUUACCCAAUAAAUUGACUACACCUGUUGAUUACAUUCGUUGCGGUGGUUUGGCAAAUGUCGUCCCAGCUGAAGAGUUUUAUAUGAAGAAUACAAUGAUGAAGAAAAUAUCAAAGAAAUGGCACCAACGUGCGUAUAAUAUCAUUGAAAAAGCUAUAAAUGAUUCAGAAUGUAUUGUAUUUCUUAAAGAAUUUACUUUAGACAGUCAAGAUUGGGGGGAGUUAAUAAUCAGAACUAAUAUGGGCAUUAAAUAUCGUGUAAAGGAUCAUUUGAUAUCCUUACAUUUGGCAACUGAAACUGAAUCGAAUUUCAGAGAUGAAUGUAAAAAGUUAACGACCACCAAAAUUGCGCCAUGGAUGUGCAAUAACGGUAACAGCAAAUUUUAUACAAAUCGAGUUUAUAUAUUCCCCGGUGUUGUUGGCAUAACACAUAAUCCAAGUAAAUGUCUAGAAAUGACAUGUGACAUUAAAGCAAAGAAAAAAGUAGACGAUUGGUAUGAGCGGAAUCGAUUUAAAUCUGAACAGGAGACUGAAUUCCUUGAUACAACUAAUGAGUUUCUGCCAGCAGAAGAUGAUAUGAUUGAUUAUGUUUCAAUUGAAAAAUACGAUCAGCAUGAACAAGAUUUAGAGAAAAUGGACAACGGUGAGGCAACACAGCAAAUCCAACUUGCUGGUAUACUUUCAAAAUCUAGAGUAGAAAAAUAUGGUAAUGGUCAAAUAUCAGCGCCGCCUCUGCCCGAUGGCGUAGACUUUGAAAUGACCGCUGAAAAUAUAAAAUCUAAUAGAAACAUGGACACUAUCGAAAGUGAAGUUAGCUCAAUUAGGUAUUUGCAAUUAGAAAAUUCUACAGCGAAUACUCCUAAUUUGUCAAAUAUUAAAUAUCACAAUAUUACGCAGAAAACAGAAUUGAGUAAAUGUGAAAUGCAAGUUAAUGAGAAGUUUACCAACCAGAGUGAAGUAGAAGAUCACAACCAAUCGGAUCCCAUAUCAGAUGAUGUUAGUUCAUAUGCUAGAUAUUUGAUCACCUUUCGAAAACAGUAUAUUGCCAGAAAAAUGGAAGAAAAGACAUUAAAAGGUGCUGAUUCAUACAAUAUUGCUAACAAGGAUAUUAUCCUAAAUCAGGAUGAUAAUUUAAAAAUCGCUUCCUCAACUAAGUCGAAACAACGAUCUCAUCGAGAGGUUACAAGUGUGAACUCAACUUUCCAUGGGCUACGAAUGAUACCAGCCGGAUAUGACUUAAUGAAUUUGUGUGAAUAUAAGGACGAAGGGCAUUGGCAUUGUAAGAAGAGUACCCUCAAUGAUCACAUCGCACAUUGAUUUAUUUGAUUGUAAUAAUUACUUACCUGUAGCUAUAAAAGUACCACUACGCAGAUCUCUUUGAAUGAGAUAAAAUCGAAGCUCCAAUGAAUUAUUAUUUUCA
Messenger RNA from Bactrocera oleae (olive fruit fly), 1883 nucleotides. The record is from RefSeq and is a predicted model, not a curated record. NCBI's taxonomy places the organism in Eukaryota, Metazoa, Arthropoda, Insecta, Diptera, Tephritidae.